AAUCCGAGCAGGAGUCCCUAGUUGUGCGUCAAAGAGCGCCGCCACGCCUGAACUCUGAAAAUUAUUAAGAUAAUAAACGCGAGCGCCUGCUAAGUGCCUGCGAAUGGUUCUUCUCGCGCAUAAACUUGUUUCUUGUGUAAAUAAACGAAGUGACGGCGAGCCUUUGAAGUUCUGGCCGGGACCCGGAUUCCCCGCGUGGAAUGUGCGGCCCAAGUGGAUAGAUGAAGCUGUGACACCUGCAGGCCAUCCUCCUCGCUGGCUCGAGCCCCAUAUCACCGCUCCAUGACUUGCCGGCCAUUAGCUUCUUCAUCGGUAUUGGAGGCGGCGCCCCGGUGAGCCUCUUGGCUGUCUCAGCACUUAGUGCAUUCUUUGUUGACACACAGGGCGGAAAAUGGAAAACUGAGAAGUGAAAACGAUAGUGAAUCAAACAAGGCCUGAAGUAAGAUGUCAGCAGCGUUAGUACAGAAGGCGACGGAAACUCAACUCGAUCAGCCACCGGAAGUGGGCGUGGCACAGUUGGCAACCAUUUCGUUGCUACUGCAAUACGACAUAGACAACACACUGAAUGCGCUCAAGGAGCACAAGAAGAUGACACUGGACGCCCGAUUGGGCGGCGAGCUGCCCGUCGCAGUCAACAAUAACCAGGACAAGGACAUCAACCGAAAUCUGUCGGAGCAAACCGAACUGGAGGAGGAUCUGGGUCUGAAGAGCAGGGAGAGCGCCUUUAUGCCUCCCACUCCGCCUGCCACGCCCAACCUGCAGAGCACUGCCCAGAAGCGCUGGAAGAUCCUGGCCAAGGUGCUGCGCAAGGACUCCGAGGAAACGGUGUCCUCCUCCAGCGAUGAGUUCGCUGAGGAGCAGACUGCAUCCGUGCGGCGCUUCAAGAGCUUCGAUCUGCUCCGCCAGGACAGCUUCGAGGAUCACGUGAGUCUGAAGUGCUUGGGUAAGACGGAGAACUGGUACAAGUACCGCAUGCAGCUGGAGAACGAGUCGGAGUACUCGGUGAACAUCCACCACAUGGAGCGUCAGCUGACCGCCAGUGAUCUGAUGGGAUUCAAUAACACGGGCAACAUAUGCGUUUGGCCCUCGGAGGAGGCAUUGACCGCGCUGGUUCUCUCUGAGGUCGCUUCAUAUAGAGGCAAGUGGAUCCUGGAACUUGGCGGCGGGUUCACCUCGCUGGCUGGCCUCAUGCUGGCCAAAUACGCCACUCCGUAUGCGGUUCACCUGACCGAUGGCAAUGAGAUAUCGGUGGAAAACGUGAGGAAAACCGUUUGUCUCAAUGAGCUGAGCUGCUACACCAAGUGCUCGGUUCUAAAAUGGCAGGAGAAGUGUGCCCGAUCCCAGGCAGAGCAGGCCAAGUUCGACUUCAUCCUCUGCGCCGACUGCCUGUUCUUUGACGAGGCCCGAUCCGCCCUGGUGGACACCAUCUGGUACUAUCUGGCGCCCGAGGGAUCGGCCCUGAUUAUGGCUCCUCGUCGCGGGCGCACUUUGAGCGUUUUUCAGGAUGAGUGUGUGGCCAGGGGCUUCCGCGUGGAGUUGGCCACUCGGUAUAACGAGACCAUCUGGCAGCGGCAUCUCCAGCUGAAGGCCGACUCUGCCCUCUACGACGAGGACCUCCACUACCCUUUGCUCCUGCGGCUGUGCAAGAGCCACAGCUAGGAGAAAAUCGAAGGGGUUCGGACUUUAUGGGAAGCCACUUGGCUGCAGUAGGUGCAAUUAAACUUAGUCAAUGUUUUAGUUGAUAGCAAGCAAAUUCCAGUUUACACCUUAAACAAAGAAGAGGCCAACAGCGGGGAUAGAAAUUACCCCGUUGGUCUCAAAGGACAACAAGAAAUUCCUCCCACACUGAAAGGAAAUGUAGCAAAUCAAAUUCGUUAGACUGGUGCUAGAAACUAGAUUAUCAAGUUUUUCGGUUGAAUGAACACAAUACCUCUCACGUUAAACUCAGUGGACAUUAAAAUGUUAUGCUAUUCUGUUGUUUUUCAUUUGGCCAAAUUGGCCAGUUUAAUUUCUGUUUGCGAGGUAAAGUAAAAUAAUUAACAUAAAAAUUAAUAAUUCUUAAUUACAGAAAUAUGUUUUGUUAAAAACUCCAUUUGAAAGUCGCUCGUGAGGGGGUUUGUGAAUCACUUGUUCGUUUGAAAGUCCUAUUGGGACUUUUCCAACCAUAUCUAAAAUACUCAAAGUGAAUUUUAAUGAAUAUGAUGGUAUAUAUUCACCGCUUUAAAGCACCAGUCUAGUGAUCACCUUUAGCUCGUAGUUCACUGUUAAGUUGUGUAAGAAAAAAUUCCUUUGAUAUGUUAAUUUGAUUUCCGCUGAUUCCACAAGUUUUGUAACGUUUUUUUUACAAAUACUCCUCGUUAUGUAUAUGUAGUUACCUCUAUGUACGUUACACACCCACCACCCACCACCCUUACACACACACAAGUAUUAUUUAAAUUUAACGUGUACGCUGCGUAGUAUACUUUUUGGCUGCUUUCGUAGAAGGGCAGAGAGCAUCCCCAACUGAAAAAGAGAAAACGGAAAAUGGGUUUCCCGGAAACCGCACACAAAGCAGCAGCGCUCGACCAAUUAAUUAAUAGUUAACUAAACUUAGUAUACUGUAAUUACCUAGAGCAUGUGCUAAUGGUUAUAUGAUGAUGAUGAGAUAAAUACAGUAUCGAAAGGCCACAUA
Drosophila yakuba is the source of this 2671-nucleotide messenger RNA. Its product is annotated as calmodulin-lysine N-methyltransferase. The transcript is spliced from 2 exons. Gene Ontology annotation, cellular component: cytoplasm. Gene Ontology annotation, molecular function: calmodulin-lysine N-methyltransferase activity. Bases 445 to 1659 code for a protein of 404 amino acids. Lineage: Eukaryota; Metazoa; Arthropoda; Insecta; Diptera; Drosophilidae. The record is from RefSeq and is a predicted model, not a curated record.